AUGGAGACUGGGACCAAACACGUGAUCUUAACAACCAGCCUCGUCAUCAUGCAGAUUUUGUCCAUAUUUGGCAACAUGAUGCUCUUCGUGGUGGUCUACAGAAGGCCUAGUCUUCGCACGCGUACUAAUAUGUUCAUCUUGAACCUCGCAGCCGCUGACCUGGGCGUGGCAAUCACGUGCAUGCCAUUCUCCAUAGUCACGUGUUUAACGCAAACGUGGAUAUUUGGUGAAGCGUUGUGUCAAUUUAACGGAUUUGCGAAUAUCGUUUUUGGGAUGUGCUCGCUCCUGACUUUAACGGCCAUCAGUAUUGAGAAGUACUGCGCUAUAGUGAAACCGCUGCACAGGUGGAUUACGAGACGACGAACUGUUACGAUGCUGGCAGUCACGUGGUUCGAGCCUGUGUUGUUCGCUUCGUUACCGUUGUUUGGCUUUACACGAUUUGUUUACAAGCAAGGAAGCACCCAAUGCAGCGUCCAAGACCCAGUAUCUCUCGGCCAGACUAUACACGCAGCUAUUGUCUUCAUCAUCGCUUAUGUUAUCCCGCUAAGCACCAUGGGAUUUGCUUACGUCAAGAUUUUUAAGGCCGCUGGCCAACACAAUCGUCGUAUCAAGCAAAAUUCCCCUAAUAAGGCGUCUGGUACAUUAUCGAGUCAAGCUCAAAUUGCCUGGACAGUUUUUAUAAUGCUGAUAGUUUUUAUAAUAUGCUGGACGCCAUACUUUGUAUACGUCAUCUAUGUCACAGCCAAUCAUGGUCAAGACUCUAAAUCACGUGAUUUAGCUCUGGCCGCUUAUUGGUGCGUCUUCAUGAAUAGUACUUUGAACCCGUUUAUUUAUGGUAUUCGUAAUCCAAGUUUCAGGGUCGAAUUUAAAAACAUUAUGUUGCUAUUGACAGCAAUCUGUGAUUGGUUUAAACAUGGAAGAACUGGAAGCUCGGUGGCGUCAUUUUCGGUUGCUCAGCCGACCGGAAGUGACGGAUCAUUGGACGUUGCUAAGGAGUUUCCGUUCAAAUCUAAUGGCGCUAUUAAAUUGGUUGGUUACCAUGAUAACAAAUGUUACAUAGAUGGAGACUGUAACCAUGGUGACGAUACGUCAAAUUCUCCUCAAAGUCACAAAAUGUGUGGAGAUGCAAAUACAAAACAAAUCUAUUCAAAUCCGUUCAUAGUGAUAAACGAUAAAUCGUGAAAUAAAUUGAAACGCUUGGUUGCCUUAU
This is a messenger RNA of Exaiptasia diaphana, 1210 nucleotides long. RefSeq names its product octopamine receptor beta-2R-like. Gene Ontology annotation, cellular component: membrane. Gene Ontology annotation, biological process: G protein-coupled receptor signaling pathway. Bases 1 to 1182 code for a protein of 393 amino acids. Lineage: Eukaryota; Metazoa; Cnidaria; Anthozoa; Actiniaria; Aiptasiidae. The record is from RefSeq and is a predicted model, not a curated record. The transcript has 2 exons. Gene Ontology annotation, molecular function: G protein-coupled receptor activity.